ACGGAUAGGAGCACCUGGGCGGGAGCAGGCAAGCCUCGGCCGGCGGACAGCCCCCUCAAACCAUCCCCCCUCAAACCAUCCCCCUAAAUAUUUCCAGCAGCGAUGGAUCACACCGGGGAGCACCUCGACCCCGCAGCCUCGGCGUCCGCGUCCGCGCCCGCAUCCGUCGCCGAUGUCAACGCGUGGCUGGCUUCCCUGGCAGCGGAGGGCGGCGGAGUGGGAGGGCGCGGCGGUGGGGCGGUGGUCUCCGAGCUAUCGCUGGGGCCCGACCCCACGCCGCGGGGGGUAUCCUAUCUCCGCGCGCUCGCGGCGGCGUCGCAGGCGCGGUCCCACGCAGCCGGGAUCGCUGCUUCGGGGCUGCGCGCGCAGGCCGCGGAGUAUCAGGCGGAGGCAGCGCGCUUGCGGGAGGCGCUGGAGCGGGCCGGCCUUGCGCGGGACGCGCUCCCUGCGCCUGCUGCGUCGGCCGCGCGCGCCGUCGCCGCUGUCGCGAACCUCCUGGCCAUCCGCGACACCGAGAUGAGCAGCUUCGUGGUGGCCAGUGCAGAUUUAUGGCUGAGGAGAGCAGAGGUGGAGGAGAAGAGGGACAAAGUGCAUAAAGAGUCAAAGGCACUUCUUGAUUACACAAGGAAGGCCAUCACCAAGCUUACUGAGCUCAAGAGGAUGCUGGAGAAAUUUAAAAAUGAUGUGGAGAAGCAACAAGUGGAGCAAAUGGCAGACUGGCAGACAAAAUUGGUCAUGAUGGACUCGAAAGAGCGGCAAUAUAUCCUCCAAGUCUCAAAUUACAAGAAGCAGAGGUCAGCUACAAAGCAUGGAUACGGCAGAAGCUGCCGUAUUGGCGUCCUAGUACGGGGGGACACGGGGGUACGUCCAGCCUCCAGCCUCGGGAUACGGCCUAGUACGGUGUGGACACAGUGGGACUCGGGAUCCAGCCUCCAGCAACCGAGCCGCUACCUAGCCCUCCUUCCAACGGCUACCACGCUCGAGCAGGCAACCACGGCGGUCGCUGCAAGGAAGAAGGUCCAGGCAGAAAGGUAGAAGGCAAGGCGGCCGCCGACGAGGAAAAUGCUCCGGACAGCGAGGAUGACAGGGAUUGCAGCCGCCAGCAAGUAAGAAGAUUUGGGCGGAUGGGAAGGGAUGCCACUGAUGAGCAAGAAGGUACAGGCGGCAGAGCUGUGGUCUCAUCUCCUCUCUACGGCGGCUGGAGGGAAGAGGAACACGGGAUAGGGAACAGCUGGAGGAGCUGACUUGUGUAAAUUUGUUUCCUGAAAAGAAUGAAACCUUUAUGUACCAAGGUACACUACAGGAUAAACACUACUGGGAGGAUGGCCAGGCUGCGCCGGCUUGGUUGGGAAUUGGUUUAGAUCAUAGAUGAGAGAGAUGAACCUUGGGGGAUAGCUGAUUGGUUUCUGAGUGCUUAAGUAGGAAGAUACAAGAUGUGGCUUAAUUUUCAUUUUUUUUUUAAAACUGGCUUUAUAUAGCCGGUUCGGUACAGAUUGUAAACAACAAAGUGUGUCACACUCAACCGCUUUGAAGACCAAUGUUCAAGAAAGCGUUUUUAAGCGUCGCUUAAGCGCGCUUAAGCACUGA
Messenger RNA from Triticum urartu, 1587 nucleotides. RefSeq names its product HAUS augmin-like complex subunit (gene AUG1). Gene Ontology annotation, biological process: spindle assembly. Gene Ontology annotation, cellular component: HAUS complex; cytosol. The record is from RefSeq and is a predicted model, not a curated record. Lineage: Eukaryota; Viridiplantae; Streptophyta; Magnoliopsida; Poales; Poaceae.